AUGAACGUCUUAAAACUCCAGAGGAAGUUUCCUCAGUUCCAACAGAACGAAAUCUUUACCUUGUCCGAUGCCUUCCAACGACUUGAUGUUGACGACAAAGGAUACCUCGACGAAGCUACCGCUAUCAAAGCCACGCAGCAGAGCGAGAACCAGCCCUACGAUGUCGUGCGCCAAGCGCUAAAGGAAGUCGAGCUCGACUCAUCGCGACGUGUCGAGCUUGAGGAUUACGUUAGCCUCGUUGCUAAGCUCCGUGACUCCUCACCCGCUCAGAAGCGCAUGUCUACGGGACCGGCUCCUUCUGGAAGUGGUGGUGUCGUCGCGCAGCGCACUGGAGGCCAUUCUUCCAAGGGUAGCGUGAGCGGCAAGAUUCAGGUCCAGGGCUCAAACGCCAACAUUACUCACACUAUCAACGAGGAUGAACGCACUGAGUUCACCCGCCACAUCAAUGCCGUACUGGCUGGUGAUGCCGAUAUCGAUAGCCGUCUUCCUUUUCCCACCGACACUUUCGAAAUGUUCGACGAGUGUAAGGAUGGUUUGGUCCUUGCCAAGCUCAUCAACGACAGCGUCCCUGACACAAUCGAUGAGCGUGUACUCAACAUACCUGGCAGGAAGAUCAAGAAACUCAAUGCUUUCCACAUGAGCGAGAAUAACAACAUUGUUAUUGAAUCGGCCAAGGGCAUAGGUUGUUCCGUUGUUAACAUUGGUGCUGGAGAUAUCAUUGAGGUCAGGGAACAUCUGAUCUUAGGUCUAAUCUGGCAGGUUAUUCGACGAGGACUGUUGGGCAAGAUUGAUAUUAAGCUCCAUCCCGAGUUGUAUAGACUGCUUGAUGAGGACGAGACUCUUGAACAGUUCCUUCGUCUGCCUCCUGAGCAGAUCCUCAUUCGAUGGUUCAACUAUCAUUUGAAAGCUGCUAACUGGUCUCGCACUGUCAACAACUUUUCCUCUGAUGUUAAGGAUGGUGAAAACUAUGCAGUUCUGCUUGCGCAAAUUGGUCCCGACUACGGUGUCACCCGUGCACCUCUGCAGCAACAAGACCUCCAUGACCGAGCCGAAGCAGUUCUGCAAGAAGCUGACAAACUCGGCUGCCGAAAGUUCUUGACCCCGAAGUCACUUGUUGCCGGAAACCCCAAGCUUAACCUGGCUUUUGUAGCCAAUCUCUUCAACAACCACCCGGCCCUUGAUCCCAUCACUGAAGAGGAGAAGCUUGAAGUCGAAGACUUUGAUGCGGAGGGAGAGCGCGAGGCCCGAGUCUUCACAUUGUGGCUCAACAGCUUGGAUGUGCAGCCCGCGGUUGUCUCGUUCUUUGAUGAUCUUCGAGACGGCAGUGUUCUCCUUCAAGCUUACGAGAAGGUCAUCCCUAAUUCUGUGAACCUUCGUCAUGUCAACAAGCGACCAGCUCAUGGUGGAGAGAUUUCCAGGUUCAAGGCCGUCGAAAAUACCAACUAUGCGAUCGAGCUAGGAAAGCAGAAUGGCUUUUCGCUAGUAGGAAUCCAGGGCGCCGACAUCACUGACGGACAAAGGACUUUGACGCUUGGUCUUGUGUGGCAGCUUAUGCGUAAGGAUAUCACUGUUACUCUCUCAUCGCUGGCCAAGAAGCUGGGCAAGAGGGAGAUCACCGACUCUGAAAUGGUGCGAUGGGCGAAUGAUAUGUCUCAGAAGGGUGGCAGGAACUCUGCCAUUCGCUCUUUCAAGGAUCCUUCAAUUGGUUCCGGUAUCUUCCUCCUGGAUGUUCUAAACGGAAUGAAGAGCAGCUAUGUUGAUUACGACCUCGUGACAUCUGGUCAAACUGACGAUGAUGCAUACUUGAACGCCAAGUUGAGCAUUAGUAUCGCUCGAAAGCUUGGAGCAACCAUUUGGCUGGUCCCCGAGGAUAUCUGCCAAGUCCGCAGCCGCCUCAUCACCACAUUCAUUGGUUCUCUUAUGGCAACUCACGAGAGAAUGUAA
Molecule: messenger RNA, 1944 nt
Organism: Fusarium sp. VM40
Lineage: Eukaryota; Fungi; Ascomycota; Sordariomycetes; Hypocreales; Nectriaceae
Source: the annotation of a GenBank genome assembly